AUGGCUCCAUCGACGCCGCUCGUGGUGCUCUGCGGCGACCGUGCGCCCGACGUGCUCAUCGAGACUGCUGCUGUACUGCAGGCCGGCGGUCUGCGCCUCGCCUCGCUCUGCUCUCCCGUUGUCGCUGCUGCUUUAGUGACUGCCAAAGUGCCGCACGUGGCGGUGGCUACACCUGCAGACGUGCAGUUGAUGCUCUCGGAUCGUGUUCAAGCCGUACUGGCGCUUCCGCCUGGAGUCUCCGACGUACAAGAUGCUGCUGCCCGUUCACGUGUGGGGAACUGGAUCUCUGGCGCCUAUUCGUUCGUGCGCACGGCUGCGUGGCACCACAAGCAGAUCAGUGUCAUUGUGGACGAGGCAGACUUGAAGAUGGUACAGAGCACGCUUUCAAGCGAUGGAUCGCUGGCUUUUUCGCUGCGGGAACGACGUGCAUUGGCGCAGAAAGCCUUUGCUUUGUUCGCAGAGCUGGACAAGGCUAUUGCUACGAGUCUCAAUGGGGACGACGAGGUCGUGCACGAUGUGCUGCUUGUGGGCAAUGGAGGUCGUGAACAUGCUAUCGCAUGGAAGCUGGCACAGUCUGCUUCGACGGGUCACAUUUACGUUGCACCUGGCAAUGCUGGCACGGAGGACAAUGCUGCUGAUAUCUCUAAUGUGGCUAUCGGCGUAGACCAGCACGACGAGCUUAUUGCAUUUGCUAAGCGCAAAGGUGUGUCUUUCUGUGUUGUCGGACCUGAGGCUCCGCUUAUUGACGGGCUUGCAGACAAGAUGAAUGCAGCUGGUAUCCCAGCUUUCGGUCCUAGCAAAGUAGCUGCGCAGCUGGAAGCGUCGAAGGCAUUCUCGAAAGACUUUAUGCGUCGCAAUGAUAUCCCAACCGCGGCGUAUCGAAACUUUACGGACUACGAGGAGGCCAAGAAGUACCUCGACUCAAUUGACCAUAAUAUUGUCGUCAAAGCGUCAGGUAUUGCUGCUGGUAAGGGUGUGCUUAUCCCGACCUCGAAGGCAGAAGCCCAUGAGGCUUUGCGUGAGGUCAUGCUGAAGAAGGCUUUUGGUUCGGCUGGUGAUGAAGUCGUGCUCGAGGAGUUUAUGACUGGCGAGGAGGUGUCGCUUUUGGCAUUCUGUGAUGGCGAGCGGGUGGUGUGUAUGCCUGGCGUGCAGGACCACAAGCGUAUCUUGGACGGUGACCAAGGCCCAAACACAGGUGGCAUGGGUGCCUACGGCCCUGCCCCGUGCCUCACGAGCGAGCUUGAGCGCGAGUGCGUUGCUAUUGUUGAGCGAGUGAUUGGUGCCAUGAAGAAAGAAGGCAUGCCAUAUGUCGGUGUGCUGUACCCUGGCUUCAUGCUGACUCCGGCGGGUCCCAAGAUUGUCGAGUUCAACUGCCGAUUCGGUGACCCGGAGACCCAGGUUGUGCUUCCGCUGCUGCACAGUGACCUGUUCGAGAUAAUGCGUGCUUGUGUGGAGCACCGUCUUGAGCACUCACUCGUGUCAUGGAAGAGUGGUGCUGCUGCUACUGUCGUGAUGGCAUCUCAGGGCUACCCGGAUGGCUACCCCAAGGGCAAGGUCAUAACGGGUUUGGAUGACGCCCGAUCACUGAAGGACGUGGACAUAUUCCACGCUGGUACGAAGAAAGCUGUAGACGGCAGCAUUGUCACUUCGGGUGGACGUGUGCUCGCUGUCACUGCUGUUGGCUCUUCACUGCAGGAUGCCCUUUGGCUAGCGUACGAGGGCGUAUCAAAGGUCCACUUUGAAGGUGCCCAAUACCGUUCAGACAUCGGUUUGAAGGGUUUGUUACAUGGCGCGAAGAAACUGAAGCUAGCUGUACUGGGAUCCACUCGUGGUAGCAGUAUGCAACCAAUUAUUGAUGCGAUUUCGGCUGGUGAACUUGAUGCCAGCAUUGACAUUGUCGUUAGUGACAAGGCCGCUGCUGGAAUUUUGGAGCGUGCCAAGGAGCACAACAUUGAGUCCGUAGCUCUGUCGGCCAAAGGAUUGUCGCGAGCUGACUUUGACACGCAGGUGUCUGACAUUCUGGUCGAGAAGAAGGUCGAUCUGGUACUGCUGAUAGGAUACAUGCGCAUUCUGUCGAGCGAGUUUUGCAGGAAGUGGGAAAACAAGGUGCUGAACGUGCAUCCGUCGCUUCUACCGGACUUUGCUGGUGGCAUGGAUCUAGCUGUUCACCGUGCCGUGAUCGACGCAAAGAAGACCGAGAGCGGCUGUACGGUGCACUUUGUGACGGAGCAAGUAGAUGCCGGUCCGAUCGCAGUGCAAAUGAAGUGCCCUGUCUUCGAAACUGACACACCCGAGUUGCUAAAGUCGCGUGUCCAGCCACUUGAGGGCGUUGCUUUUCUGCACGUUAUCAAACUGGUCCAGACUGGUAUGCUGUCGAAGAAAAUAGCUGGAAAGAAGGAGAUUACAUAUGCCGAUGCUGGUGUAAGCAUUGAUGCUGGAAAUGAUCUGGUCAACCGGAUCAAGCCGCUGUGCAAGUCGACCGUACGUGUAGGCUGCGAUGCUGACCUGGGUGGUUUUGGUGGCAUUUUCGAUCUCCAGGCUGCAGGCUAUGAUAAGGACACGGCCCUCGUGGCGUGUACAGAUGGCGUAGGUACCAAAUUGCGUGUGGCGCAGCUCGCUAAGAAGCACGACACCGUCGGUAUCGAUCUUGUGGCAAUGUGCGUGAACGAUUUGAUCGUACAAGGCGCAGAACCUCUGUUCUUCCUGGACUACUAUGCUUGCGGAAAGCUUGACGUGGAAGAAGCUGCUGAUGUGGUGAAAGGCAUUGCCGAGGGCUGUCGCCAAUCGGAUUGCGGUCUGAUCGGUGGUGAGACGGCUGAGAUGCCUUCCAUGUACCACAAUGGCGACUAUGACAUGGCUGGCUUUUGCGUGGGUGCGGUUCGCAAGAACGCAAUCCUCCCGCUACCGGUUGAAGCUGGUUUUGCGGUGCUAGGUCUGGCCUCCUCGGGUGUGCACUCGAACGGUUUCUCUCUCGUACGCAAGCUCGUGGAUGUAUCGGGUCUCGCGUACAGCGAUCCGUGUCCGUUUGAAGCUGGCAAGACACUGGGCGAGAGCUUGCUGACGCCUACGAAGAUUUAUGUGAAGCAGCUAAUGCCCGUGGUCAAAUCGCGCCUCAUUCAUGCGCUCGCUCACAUUACCGGUGGUGGUCUUCUGGAGAACAUUCCGCGUGUUUUGACCAAGGAUUUGGCCGUGGACAUUGACUGUGGGAGCUGGCCGCUGCCUCCCGUUUUCAAGUGGCUGCAGAAAAUGGGGAACCUCUCGGACGCCGAGCUCGCCCGCACCUUUAACUGCGGUAUCGGCAUGGUGCUGCUCUUGCCUGAGUCAAACGUGACGGAAGUAACGCGUCUGGUCGAAGCAACUGGCGAAAAAGUGUUCCGUCUGGGUACGACUACUGCAUGCGCAUCGGGUGCAGAGCAAGUUGAGCUGCGUGGCACCUUGGCGUAA
Molecule: messenger RNA, 3444 nt
Organism: Peronospora matthiolae
Lineage: Eukaryota; Oomycota; Peronosporomycetes; Peronosporales; Peronosporaceae
Source: the annotation of a GenBank genome assembly